This is a messenger RNA of Xenopus tropicalis (tropical clawed frog), 993 nucleotides long. RefSeq lists its product as uncharacterized. Lineage: Eukaryota; Metazoa; Chordata; Amphibia; Anura; Pipidae. Gene Ontology annotation, molecular function: metal ion binding. The transcript is spliced from 3 exons. The record is from RefSeq and is a predicted model, not a curated record. The coding region runs from base 136 to 819 and encodes 227 amino acids.
AGGUGGUGCUAUUAACCCUUUUUGUGUUCAAUACUGCAAUAUCUUCUGUUUUCCGGUUUCCUGCUUCCUCUGUGGCUCGGACGCGAGUGCUUUAUGGAGGUGUCGUGUAUCUUUUACAAGCUGCUACGUUAAAUUAUGGCAUCAGUUCCUUCUUCACUGGGGCUUCUCUCUGGAUAUAUUUCCUCUGGGUCAGAUGACGAGGAAGAAACAGUGCAGAAAGCAAUUUGUACUCCUACUUCAUCAGUAAAUUGCUUUAAAAAUCCUCACUCCAGAAGCGAAGAGGGACCUUUUGCAAAAAAAGGUGAAACUGAAAAAGAAUGUAUGCAUGUUAAUAUCUCUGAUUCAUCUGUCCGCCUCCCAGCCCCUGUCUUGGGAUCCCAAAACACCAGUGGCUUUGGUGGGGUGUUUUCUAACCCAUUUCACGAGGAGGAACAAGCACAGAUGAGCAUACUGGAGAGGCAUGUAAAGCUAAGUGACAACAACUGGGCACUAGGCAGAGGUGCCUGCUUAUCUUACCAAAAGGAUGGGCGGUGCCGUUAUGGAACAAGAUGCAAAUACAGCCAUGGUAGCGACUUACCCCAGGGAAAUGCAAGAGCAGUGGUACAAGAGCUGGGUACAAACUAUUUAUUAAAUGAAACAUCGGGUGCCAUUCUGAUGGAGGGAAAUAAAAGAAAGAAGGACGAGCAUGAUGUAGAUGAAACAAGGCAAUGUAAGGAGAAGAAGAAAAAGGUUGGACUUACUAACAGUUUGAUUCCUCCAAAAAAAUAUCUGAAAGACUACAAAACACAUGUAGCAAAUGAAAGACCCUGGGCCUUGUAAAUUAGUUAAGUAUUUAAUCUUGUCACGGAAAGGUAUACAAUGCAGGUAUGGGAUCCAUUAUCUGGAAACCCAUUAUCCAGAAAGCUCCUAAUUAUGGGAAGACCAUUGAUGUGACCAUUUCGUGAUUUCCUUUUUUCUCUAUAAUAAUAAAUCACAUCCUGUACGUGAUGGUAA